Molecule: messenger RNA, 3033 nt
Organism: Arachis ipaensis
Lineage: Eukaryota; Viridiplantae; Streptophyta; Magnoliopsida; Fabales; Fabaceae
Source: RefSeq, a predicted model, not a curated record
UGUUGGGAUUUUCCCAUGAGGGUGAAAUGAAAUCAAGUCUUGAUUUUUGAAGUAAAGGGUUGAAUCUGGUGCCCCCUUUUGAUCCUAAGCUCUGAAAGUUUGCGGCUUUGUGUUCAGAUCUCCGUGAUUCAAGUGACGUUGGAGCUAAGUGUUGGAUCUCCUUGAUGGGUUGACUGAAUGGUGGAGCUGGGGCUUUUGGUUUUGGAUUUUUUGGGGUUUGGAAUGUUGAGGAAAAGUUUCAAUUUUUGAUUCUGGGUUUUGGUGGUGGUGGUGGUGAUUGAGCUUUGAGGUCAGUGGCAAUGGUGGUUCUUAAGUGAUAGUGUUGUGUUUGUGUGUGUGUUGGAGAAAAUGUCUGCUUCUUUAGCUGCUUUUGAGAGGCCUAGACAUGGAGCUUCCAAUACGGUUUUCAAAAGUGGCCCACUUUUCAUAUCUUCGAAAGGUAUAGGCUGGAAGUCUUGGAAGAAGCGGUGGUUUAUACUCACGCGCACAUCAUUGGUUUUCUUCAAAAAUGAUCCGAGUGCCCUUCCACAGAGAGGUGGUGAAGUAAACCUGACACUGGGAGGAAUUGACUUAAACAAUUCAGGGAGUGUUGUUGUUAGAGAAGACAAAAAGCUGCUUACAGUAUUAUUUCCAGAUGGACGUGAUGGGCGAGCAUUCACCCUGAAGGCUGAGACAUCGGAAGACUUGUUUGAAUGGAAGACAGCUCUUGAACAAGCCCUUGCACAAGCGCCAAGUGCUGCUCUUGUUAUGGGACACAAUGGGAUUUUUCGGAGUGAUGCGAGUGAUUCCAUUGAAGGGUCUUUCCAUCAAUGGAGGGACAAGCGUCCAGUUAAGUCUUUGGUUGUUGGAAGACCAAUUCUUCUAGCACUGGAAGAUAUUGAUGGAGGUCCUUCUUUCCUUGAAAAAGCUCUUCGGUUUCUAGAGAAGUACGGAACUAAAGUUGAAGGAAUUCUAAGGCAGUCUGCAGAUGUCGAAGAGGUUGAUAGGAGAGUUCAAGAAUAUGAGCAAGGCAAGACUGAAUUUGGUUCUGAGGAGGAUGCCCAUGUUGUUGGUGACUGUGUCAAGCAUGUUCUAAGAGAGCUGCCCUCAUCUCCAGUUCCAGCUUCAUGUUGUACUGCGUUGUUGGAGGCUUAUAAAAUUGAUCGCAAAGAAGCUAGGAUUAAUGCAAUGCGCUGUGCUAUAGUGGAGACCUUUCCAGAGCCAAAUCGACGUUUGUUACAAAGAAUUCUGAAGAUGAUGCACACAGUUGCUUCCCAUUCUCAAGAGAAUCGGAUGACACCGUCUGCUGUUGCUGCUUGCAUGGCUCCCUUACUCUUGCGGCCUCUGCUAGCAGGAGAAUGUGAAUUGGAGGAUGAAUUUGAUGUUAGUGGUGAUAGCUCAGCUCAGCUUCUUGCUGCCGCUAAUGCUGCGAAUAAUGCUCAAGCAAUUAUUACUACUUUGCUGGAGGAGUUUGAGAGUAUAUUUGAUGAAGAAAAUAUUCAGAGAUGUUCAAUUUCAGCAGAUUCUCGGGUUGAGAACAGUGGGACUGAAGAUUCAACCGAUGAUGAAAAUAUAGAUGUGAAAGAAAAUGGAUACCAUGAUGCAGAGAAUGAAGUUGAUCAAGAGACAGAAGAUGAUGCCGAUCGUGUACACAGUGGAAAAUUGAGUGAAAGUAGUGGUUAUGCUGGCAGUGAUCUUUACGAUUACAAGGCAUUUGGAGGUGAUGAUUCUGAUGUUGGAUCCUCCAAUGGCCAUACCAAGACUGUCACUACUAAUCAUAAUGCUGAUCCUGAUCCUCAAACUCCUCAACUGUCUGAGGAUCAAAACAAGCAAAGAAAGAGCAAUGAGAACUCAGUUGAUGAGAAGGACGCUCCAAAUUUGUUACCUCCCACUGAAUCCUAUCGUUCUAUGGGUGAGAUUUUAUCUUCUAUGGACCCCGCCAACCAUUUACCCGUGCCUCAGAUAGAAACAGGUUCUGCAAAGCAGACGGGUAAAGCUGGUAGCAGUAGUUUCAGUUCCAAACGGUCAUCAUUCUGGGGAAGGAGUAACGCAAGGAAGACACCGUCAGUGGAAUCUGUUGAUUCUUCUGGAGAAGAGGAGCUUGCUAUUCAAAGGCUUGAGAUUGCAAAAAGUGAUUUGCAGCACAGAAUUGCAAAGGAGGCUAGAGGCAAUGCUAUUUUACAAGCAAGCUUAGAAAGAAGGAAGCAAGCUCUGCACGAGCGGCGAUUGGCACUUGAACAAGAUGUUUCAAGAUUGCAAGAACAAUUGCAAGCUGAGAGGGAUCUUAGAGCGGCAUUGGAAGUUGGAUUGAGUAUGUCUUCAGGACAGUUUUCCAUCACGGAACUUCACCAUCAACUUAACCAGCAGCGACAGCAUCACUAUGGUUCACUUACUGAUGUGGGUGAUCGAUACCAACAUGCCCAAAACCAUCCUCAGCAGAGAUUUCUUCAGCAAGAUUUUGAUUCAACUCUUGCCUUUUGUAAUCAUGAAAGGAAACAAAGGACCGAGGAGGGCUUGUUGGGCACAGAUUGGAGAAAUCUCAAAGGACAAGUAUUGGCAGCCGGUAAUGGCAGUCGACAACCUACUCGAAAGCAAUUUAUGGACUCAAGUCCUAGUGAUUCAAAAAGUACCGAGGCAUCGACAAGCAUGUCUGUAGAUGAGCUUGGUGCCGUUGACUCCGCUGCUAUGCCCUCCACCUCAAGGGCUGCAGAGGGGACAGAAUAUGGAAGACAUCCAUCUGUAGCUUCCUCAACAUUAGUAGAGUUAACGACUCGUCUCGAUUUUUUCAAGGAAAGACGUUCGCAGCUGAUGGAACAGCUUCAUAACCUCGAUUUGAAUUAUGGUUCCACCACCACCUCCCAAGAUUUCGUCUAUAAACCGUCGUCGCCAUCAUGGAGUUGAUUGGCCAAAUUGGUGCUUCAUAGGAUCAUAUCCAUGUGGAAGAGGAAUAAUUUUGGCUGACAUGUUUGUAUAUCCUUUGACUCAUUGCAUAUAAUUGUAUCCCUUUUUUAUGCUCUAUGCACUGUUUUUUCAUUCUCAGUUUCUAUUUAAUUU